UUACGUGUGCAGUUUCGGUUUUCUGUAUCAAGAUAACCAGGAAAAUACAAUGUUUUUGUUUAAUAGCGGUGACUGACGUUUCUUAUCGAAUGAUAGUGUUUAUUUUUAAAAUGCAAACGUGUAAAUGUGGCAUAUUUCUCAUUUAAAUUGUUGUUACUUUUGCAUCAGGCGGUAAUUCUAUAUAAGCCAAAAUGAGCGAAGAAGGGAAAAGAGCGUUAAUUUUAGUAGGAGGCUAUGGCACAAGACUGAGGCCUCUAACUUUGAGCCGGCCGAAACCUCUCGUGGAGUUCGCGAACAAACCAAUCCUAUUGCAUCAAAUAGAAGCUUUAGUAGACGCUGGAGUAACGGAAGUCAUACUGGCCGUGUCGUACCGUGCCAAGCAAAUGGAGGAGGAACUUACAGUCGAAGCGGCCAAACUGGGCAUUACUAUAGUAUUUUCGCACGAGACUGAGCCUAUGGGCACCGCAGGACCAAUAGCAUUAGCGAGAGAACACCUCUCGAAAAGCACCAAACCGUUUUUCGUAUUGAACUCCGACAUAAUAUGCGACUUCCCGUUCAGGGAGCUGGCCAAGUUCCACGAAGGCCACGGAAAAGAAGGCACGAUAGUCGUCACCAAAGUCGAGGAACCCUCCAAAUACGGCGUGGUGGUGUACGAUCAAAACAACUGCAUCGAGAGCUUCGUCGAGAAACCCCAGGAGUUCAUUUCGAAUAAAAUCAACGCCGGUUUGUACAUUCUGAAUCCGAGCGUGAUCGAUCGGAUAGAACUCCGGCCGACUUCCAUCGAAAAGGAAGUGUUCCCUUUCAUGGCGACCGACAAGCAGCUCUACGCCUUCGAGUUGCAAGGGUUCUGGAUGGACGUCGGGCAACCCAAGGACUUCCUCACCGGGAUGUGCUUGUAUUUGAACCAUUUGCGGGAAACUAACAGCCAGAAGCUGUACAAAGGUCCCGGUGUUGUGGGGAAUGUACUGGUCGAUCCUACAGCCAAAAUUGGCAGUAAUUGCCAGAUUGGGCCUAACGUUACGAUCGGGCCGGGCGUUGUAAUAGAAGACGGUGUUUGUAUAAAGCGGUCGACGAUACUGAGAGGUGCGGUUGUUUGCUCGAAUUCUUGGUUGGAGAGCUGCAUCGUGGGAUGGAAGUGUCACGUUGGUAAAUGGGUGAGAAUGGAAGGCAGCACCGUACUCGGAGAGGAUGUUAUUGUUAAAGAUGAGACGUAUAUAAAUGGAGGGCAGGUUCUUCCUCAUAAAAGCAUCGCUACGUCGGUUCCAGAACCCCAGAUUAUCAUGUAGCUACAUUAAUCCACAUAUUUGUAAUUUUAUACGAUUUUAUUGUAUUGUGACUAUUUUAGUACUUGUUUGUAAGACAAUUAAGCCGGCAUAAUUGGUUAAAUUAGUGCCAUAAAAAGUAAUGGAAGUAUCCGAUAAUUAAAAUUGUAUUUUACC
This is a messenger RNA of Phyllotreta striolata, 1439 nucleotides long. The record is from the annotation of a GenBank genome assembly. NCBI's taxonomy places the organism in Eukaryota, Metazoa, Arthropoda, Insecta, Coleoptera, Chrysomelidae.